AUCAUCCAAUUCGUUUGUUGAAUCAAUAUCUAAAUACCGACUUAUAUGUGGUGUAUGUGUGUAUACAAGAAAGAAAACCAUAUCGCCGGCCGUAAUGAACAAUUUGCCAAAAUUAUAUCCAAGAAAGAAAGAAAGAAAUUUCAUGAAAUUUCCAAAUGAAAAAAAAUACGACAUAUGUGCGUGUUGUUACCAUGACAAAAAGAAAAAAAAUACCAGUGGCAACGAAAAAAAAAGAAAAAGAUUACUGCGAUUAUUAUUCAUGCUCUGUCUUGGUUGUUUUUUUUAUACCGGUUUAUUCCAAUUCUAUAGUUUCAGAAUAUUUUCUUAUACAUUUUUUUUGUUGUUGUUUGCCGUGAAAUUUCGGUCCAUAUCUUACAGUGUGUGAUCCAUGUAUAGUUAUGUGUAUUUGUAUGUUCUUGAAAAAUUAUUGUUAUCUAACUUUAAAGAAUUUCAAAUUCAUUCAAGCGGAAAUUGUUUACCCAUUUACGUCAACAAUCUUGUGUGCAUGUCUUUUAUCUUGUACCAAUAUUUAUUAAUGAAUGAAUGAAUGAAUGAGAGAAAAAAAUUAUUUAAAAAACAUUUUAAUCGAUCCAAUCGAAAGAAUAUAUUCAGCCAAUUGAUUGAUAUUAUUCUGAAGUGAGAAUUUUUUUUUAUUCCAUACAACACGCUAAAUUUGCCGUGCAAGAAAUUAGAGGGCGCCGUGCACACUGGCCAUGCCGUAAACAUGCAAUUCGUAAACAAUUGAAUCGUAAUCGUAUGUGUUAUAAAGCAAAUGAUGAUGUGUUAUGUUUUGUUAUAGCUGAUAAUCAACAACAAGAUGGGCAAGAAAAAUAAAAAAAAUCUGAGCAAUGGACUCAGUAAAUCCGAAUUGAUGGUAACCGUUGUUGCCGAAAUUAUUGCUGAACUAAUCAAAGCUGAUCGAGAAGGUUAUUCUGUUGAUUUAAAUCGUCUGAAAUGUAUGUUUUCACAAAAAUAUGGUCUUGGUUCGCAGCCACGUUUAGUCGAUAUAAUUGCUGCCGUUCCACAUGAACAUCGUCAGACAUUAUUACCAAAAUUACGUGCUAAACCUGUGCGUACAGCAUCAGGAAUUGCAGUCGUUGCUGUUAUGUGCAAACCUCAUCGAUGCCCACAUAUAAACAUGACUGGAAAUAUUUGUGUUUAUUGUCCAGGUGGUCCAGAUUCUGAUUUUGAAUAUUCAACCCAAAGUUACACCGGUUAUGAACCAACAUCAAUGAGAGCGAUUCGUGCUCGUUACGAUCCAUAUCAACAGACUCGUAGUCGAGUUGAUCAACUUCGACAACUAGGACAUUCUGUGGAUAAAGUGGAAUUCAUUGUAAUGGGAGGUACAUUCAUGUCGUUGCCAGCUGAUUAUCGUGACUAUUUCAUACGAAAUCUUCACGAUGCUUUAUCAGGACAUCAGAGUAAAUCAGUAGAUGAAGCAGUACGAUAUUCUGAAGAAUCAAAAACCAAAUGCAUUGGAAUCACAAUUGAAACUCGACCGGAUUAUUGUUUAAAACGACAUCUUUCUGACAUGCUGUCUUAUGGUUGUACUCGAUUAGAAAUUGGUGUACAAUCAGUGUAUGAAGAUGUAGCUCGUGAUACUAAUCGUGGUCAUACAGUCAAAGCUGUACAAGAAUCUUUCUGUUUAGCCAAAGAUUGUGGCUACAAAGUGGUCGCUCAUAUGAUGCCGAAUUUACCCAAUGUGCCUUUGGAUCGUGAUUUAGCUCAAUUCGAAGAAUUUUUUGAGAAUCCCGAUUUCCGUGCUGAUGGCUUGAAAAUCUAUCCAACAUUGGUCAUUCGUGGAACCGGCCUCUACGAACUAUGGAAAACCGGUCGAUAUCGUUCAUAUCCACCAUCAGUUCUAGUCGAUCUGUUGGCACAGAUUUUGGCCAUGGUACCACCAUGGACACGAGUUUAUCGUGUUCAACGAGACAUUCCUAUGCCAUUGGUCACAUCUGGUGUUGAACAUGGCAACAUUAGAGAAUUAGCGUUAGCUCGAAUGCGUGAACUAGGUACGAAAUGUAAAGAUGUUCGAACUAGAGAAGUUGGAAUCCAGGAAAUUCAUCACAAAGUUCGUCCUGAGCAAAUAGAACUUAUAAGACGCGAUUACUAUGGUAAUGGCGGAUGGGAGACUUUUCUUUCUUACGAAGACGUCGAACAAGAUAUUUUAGUUGGUUUACUUCGUCUUCGUAAAUGUUCAAUGCAAACAUUUCGACCAGAAUUGAAAAUAACGCAGCCAGAAAACAAAAAUCGAUUUGGAUUGCCACGAGGAUGUUCAAUCGUUCGUGAAUUACAUGUAUACGGAAGCGUUGUACCCGUUUCAUCUAAAGAUUUGAAAAAAUUUCAACAUCAAGGUUUCGGUAUGUUAUUGAUGGAAGAAGCGGAAAAAAUUGCUCAAUUUGAACAUAAUUCAUGCAAGAUAGCCGUUAUUUCAGGUGUUGGAACUCGUCAUUAUUAUCGAAAAUUGGGCUAUCAAUUAGAUGGCCCAUAUAUGUCCAAGUGUUUAUAAAUAAAUACAGUUUAAUAAACAAUUUAUUUGAUGUGGA
Molecule: messenger RNA, 2546 nt
Organism: Dermatophagoides farinae (American house dust mite)
Lineage: Eukaryota; Metazoa; Arthropoda; Arachnida; Sarcoptiformes; Pyroglyphidae
Gene: Elp3
Product: elongator complex protein 3
Biological process (GO): tRNA wobble base 5-methoxycarbonylmethyl-2-thiouridinylation
Cellular component (GO): elongator holoenzyme complex; nucleus; cytoplasm
Molecular function (GO): iron-sulfur cluster binding; catalytic activity
Source: RefSeq, a predicted model, not a curated record